Manis pentadactyla (Chinese pangolin) is the source of this 6235-nucleotide messenger RNA. It is a transcript of the gene LRRC8E, whose product is annotated as leucine rich repeat containing 8 VRAC subunit E. Gene Ontology annotation, molecular function: protein binding. The coding region runs from base 2873 to 5218 and encodes 781 amino acids. The transcript is spliced from 3 exons. The record is from RefSeq and is a predicted model, not a curated record. Lineage: Eukaryota; Metazoa; Chordata; Mammalia; Pholidota; Manidae.
GCUAGCCAAGGGCAUUGCUCCAGGGGGGCAAAGGGCGGAAUGAAGAUCAGCGGGCUGGGGGAGACCCCGGGGGGCUUGACCCCUUUCCCCCUUCUUGCCUGUGGAGCCAAUAGCAGUAGCACUGUCUCUGGGACCCCCCCAACACCCCAGAACCUUACCGCGUGUGGUCCUAGGACCCCAGGUUGUCCCACUCUGGGACUCUUGAGACUCCCCAGACCCCCAAGUCCUAGCAGGGAAGGUUGGAAAAGUAGGAGGUUGGGAGUCCCCAGGCCUGGACCUGACCCUGGGUCUGUCACCAAGGGGCCACCCUCCCCAGCCCCGUACCCCAAUUUCUCUCUUGUGUAAAAGUCAAAGGUUGGACCUUGUGUUCUCCAAGGCCUGUUGCUGUGUCUUCUUUGGCCCCCAACACAGGCUGUGGGUGGGGAGAGGGGCCAGAUCAGAAGAACCCUCCAUCGCCAUGGUUUGGGGAGCAAGGUGGGGGCCUGGGGAGGGCCUAGGACAGGAGAAGCAGGGGUGAGGCAUGGAUGGGCCAAGCUAAAGCUGGGUAGGGGGCAUGAACCUGGUCCUGUGCUGACACGGACCCCCAACCUGGCCUGCAGAAGAGCCGCCCCUGUUGCCCCUUGGCCAGAACCCCCUCUGAGGUUCUUUCAGGAAAGAUGCUGCAUCUCAGUGAGAGGUUCUCACUCAGGGUGAAACAGAGCAGGUGCGACCAGACAGAUGGGACCUGGGGGUCGUGCCUGAAACGCCACUUGUACCUUGAAGCCUUGGGCAAGCUCUGUCACCAUGCUCGAGUCUGGGAAAGGGGGGCUCUGGCUCCCACGCCCACAGAGGUGGGAUAAAACGAGGCCCUGAGAGCACCUGGUGGCUCUAAGUUGCCUGUAGCCCUGCUGUUUCCUCGGGGCUCCCCGCCCCUUGAGUUGCCCCACCAGCCCUGCUCAGACAAAGGGGGCCCAGCCUUAUGUCUGCAGAAGCUUAAUGGCAGGUUGGGACCAUCAGGUUUGAGUCAUGGAGACAGAUAAUGAUAACUGCAGCAUGUGCCCUGGGCGGUGUUGUGUGUGUACCUCGUUCCAUGGGGGCCCCUGGGCCUUCCAUGGAGACCCUGCCCACACCCUGGCUCCUGGGCUCUGGUCCUGGGUGUGUGUGCUUCUGGUCCUUGACUGUGGUCCCUCGCCGGUGGGUGGCGGAGCUUCCACUGCUGUGGGCUGGGCUCGGUCAUGAGGUUGGUCCCUGCCUGCGUGUGUGGCAUUCCUGCCACAGUCCCCAGGGUCACUGUUCUUAGGCUGGACGGCUGAGCAGUGUUCCCUAGAAGGGACAGGUUUUCUGGGCAGGGAAAACCUAGGGGCUGGACCUGGCAGAGGGUGUAUGACCGGCUCCCUGGCCCUGGAUCUGCCCUCAGCUCAGUGGAUGCCCCCAGGUGUCCCUUUUGGUGGCUGCAAUAUUCAUGCAGCCCCUGGGGGCUGCUGAGCUGCCCCUGGUGACAGAGACUGGCUAAUGCACUGGGGCGUUUCUCCUCUGCUUUUUGCUUAGGACAGGGUGUGACUCUGAGCGUGAGGGACUGACAUGUGCCGGGCAUCCUGUACUCUGUGCACCCCCUAGCGUGCGCCUGCUCCUGGGUGAGUCAGGGAGCCCAGGAGCCAGGGUGUGGGCAGGCAUGUGCCCAUGUUGCAUGCCAUCACUGGCAGCCUCUGGGGGGAUUAAGGGCUGCAGUGGACUGCCCUGCCCUCAGCAGGAUGGGCAGGGCCUGCAGCCUGUAUCCCUGCCCCACCCUGCCCCUGUCCCUGCCCAGGAGUCACCCCAAGGCCUUCAGGGCCAGUUGGGACCAAAAAGAGAGGCAUGGAGGUGUCAGAGAGACGAUGGGCGUGGGUGGGCCAGGUUUCCCCCAGGAGAGGGGUGGGAGGUUGGAGGACCUGCCUGCGGUCCAGAGACCACCCCUUGCUGUAGAGCCUGUGCCCAGUAACAGGCUAUCAGAAGGACAACAGGCUCUGGGAACCCACGGGAAAUUGGGCUGUGUAGACUGUGGAACAUGGGUGCCGGGAGGGUAGGCCUUGCUGUCUCCCUUCCCUUCCCUUCCAGCCUCAGGAAGAGAGGAGGAUUUCUUGGGAGGCCACCCUGCAGCCUGGCUGUGGGGGUGACGUCCCAGCUUGUGGCCCGUGCCCACCCCGCUGUGACUUGCCCCUGGCUGUCCAAAUCUAGAAUAAUGAUACCUUGGUCUGAAAGGAAGCCCAGGGACAAACAGAGUGGGCAGGCCGCCCAGGGGCCUGGCAACCCAGCCCUGUCUGUGUGGUAGGUGCCACCCUGGCUUUCUCCCUGGGAGCCGCGUCCGCGUCCUCUGCUCCUCGCCAUCCUGGCACCCCACCCCAAUCAGAGCCCAGGUGUCUGUCCUCUGCCUCAGGUCCUGGGCAUCAGCCCACCUGGAAACCCUUGUGUCCUGGUCACCCCACCCCCUCCCGGGGGCUGAGCAGCCUUCCACUGCGCCACUCCCUGCUGCCUCUGGGCCCGUAACCAGAGCCAGGCUCCAGCCGGCUUUUCCAGUUGGAGGAGGUGCCCGGAGCGCCCCUGAAGGGGGUGGGGGCCCACACCCCGGAAGUCCUGGGCCCAGGGGCACUCUCUGCUCCAGGGGCAGAGGGAGCCUGGCCUGGCUUCAGGGACACCGGGUUUCCGGAGACGGAGCAGCAGAGCGAGUGUUCCUCGGGCUGCUCCGUGACAAGGGGUGGGAGGAGAUGCCUGGGAUCCGGGGGAAGGCCACGGGCACAAGCCGGGGGACGGCCGCCCAUCCUGAGCUCUGAGAGGGCAGGCGGCAUCAGAACGGGACCGGGGGCCGGGCAGUACAAGUGGUGAGAACAGGAGCCUCUUGGCUCCAGAGGGAGGCAAGAUGAUUCCGGUGGCCGAGUUCAAGCAGUUCACGGAGCCGCAGCCGGCCUUCAAGUUGCUCAAACCCUGGUGGGAUGUGCUGGCCGAGUACCUCACCGUGGCUAUGCUCAUGAUUGGGGUCUUCGGGUGCACGCUCCAGGUGACACAGGACAAGAUCAUCUGUCUGCCCAGUCAUGAACCCCGGGAGAACUUAUCAGAGGCUCCGUGCCAGCAGCUGCUGCCUCACGGGGUCUCCGAGCAGCUGGGGGGCCCCCGGGAGGUAAGCGGCCUCAAGAACAACCUGGACCUGCAGCAGUACAGCUUCAUCAACCAGCUCUGCUACGAGACGGCGCUCCACUGGUACGCCAAGUACUUCCCCUACCUGGUCGUCAUUCACACGCUCAUCUUCAUGGUCUGCACCAGCUUCUGGUUCAAGUUCCCAGGCACCAGCUCCAAGAUCGAGCACUUUGUCUCCAUCCUGGGCAAGUGUUUCGACUCGCCGUGGACCACGCGGGCCCUGUCCGAGGUCUCUGGGGAGAAUCACGAGGCAUCCUCGGCAGGGCUGGGGAAGGCAGGUGAGGGCGAGAAGGAGAAGGUGCUGGCAGAACCUGAGAAGGUGGUCACUGAGCCUCCGGUCGUCACCCUGCUGGACAAGAAGGAGGGCGAACAGGCCAAAGCUCUGUUCGAGAAGGUCAAGAAGUUCCGCCUGCACGUGGAGGAGGGGGAUAUCUUGUACACCAUGUACAUCCGGCAGACGGUGCUCAAAGUCUGCAAGUUCUUUGCCAUCCUGGUCUACAGCCUCAUCUACGUGGAGAAGAUCAGCUUCCUGGUGUCCUGCCAGGUGGACACCUCCGAGGUCACGGGCUACGUCCGCUUUUGCUGUAACCAUACCAAGGCCCACCUCUUCUCCAAGCUGGCUUUCUGCUACAUCUCCUUCGUGUGCGUCUACGGCAUUACCUGCCUGUACACGCUCUACUGGCUCUUCCAUCGGCCCCUCAAGGAAUACUCCUUCCAUUCUGUGCGGGAGGAGACCGGCAUGGGUGACAUCCCAGACAUCAAGAAUGACUUCGCCUUCAUGCUGCAUCUCAUCGACCAGUACGACUCGCUGUACUCCAAGCGCUUCGCCGUCUUCCUCUCCGAGGUCAGCGAGAGCCGCUUGAAGCAGCUCAGCCUUAACCAUGAGUGGACGCCCGAGAAGCUGCGGCAGAAGCUGCAGCGCAAUGCGCAGGGCCGGCUUGAGCUGGCCCUCUGCAUGCUCCCGGGGCUGCCGGACACCGUCUUCGAGCUCAGUGAGCUGGAGGCGCUCCGCCUGGAGGCCAUUGGCGAUAUCACCUUCCCCCCGGGCCUCUCGCAGCUGGUAAACCUGCAGGAGGUCAGUCUGCUGCACUCACCCACCAGGCUGCCCUUCUCCUCCCAGGCCUUCCUGCGGGACCGCCUGAAGGUCGUGCGCGUCAAGUGCGAGGAGCUGCGCCAAGUGCCCCUCUGGGUGUUCGGGCUGCGUGGCCUGGAGGAGCUGCACCUCGAGGGGCUCUUCCCCCCGGAGCUGGCUCGGGCAGCCACCCUCGAGAGCCUCCGGGAGCUGAAGCAGCUCAAGGUGCUGUCCCUGCGGAGUAAUGCCAGCAAAGUGCCAGCCAGCGUGACUGAUGUAGCAGGGCACCUGCAGCGGCUAAGCCUCCACAACGACGGGGCCCGUGUGCUUGCCCUGAACAGCCUCAAAAAGCUGGUGGCGCUGCGGCAGCUGGAGCUGGUGGCCUGUGGGCUGGAGCGCAUCCCUCACGCUGUGUUCAGCCUGGGUGCACUGCAGGAACUUGACCUCAAGGACAACCACCUGCGGUCCAUCGAGGAGAUCCUCAGUUUCCAGCACUGUCGGAAGCUGGUCACGCUCAGGCUGUGGCACAACCAGAUCGCCUACGUCCCUGAGCACGUGCGGAAGCUCCGGGGCCUUGAGCAGCUGUACCUCAGCCACAACAAGCUGGAGACCCUGCCCGCCCAGCUGGGCAUGUGCUCCAGCCUCCGACUGCUGGACGUCUCCCACAACGGGCUGCACUCCCUGCCGCCCGAGCUGGGCCUCCUGCAGAAUCUGCAGCACCUGGCGCUCUCCUACAAUGCCCUGGAGGCCCUGCCCUACGAGCUCUUCUUCUGCCGCAAACUGCGGACGUUGCUUCUCGGCUACAACCAUCUGAGCCAGCUCUCGCCCCAGGUCGGGGCCCUCAGGGCCCUCAGCCGCCUAGAGCUCAAAGGCAACCGCUGGGAGGCGCUGCCCGAAGAACUGGGCAACUGUGGGGGUCUCAAGAAGUCGGGGCUCUUAGUGGAGGACACCCUUUACGAGGGCCUGCCAGCAGAGGUGCGGGAGAAAAUGGAAGAGUGAAGCCAGGGUCGGGGGCAGGCUGAGGUACUCCCGGUGGUUCACCCCAGAAUCUCUACUACUGUCUUCUCGGGAGGUAGUCCAGUGGGCCCAGGCCAGGAGAGGAAGAGCAGAUGUGAGCCUUGCGGGGCCUGAGCCAGAUCCUGCGACUGGUUUGUCUAGGGAGGGAUGGGAGUCUGUGGAUUUGGGGUAAUGUCACAGAGAGAUUAACUCAGGAUUCACAGACCAAAACCAUGCCUGUGUCUUUGGCUGGCUGGUCUGCUCCCAGCCCUGGGCCAGAACUGCUGCCCUUCCCCCUGGAUGUUCAGUUAGUGCCACAUAUGGGGGAGGGUCACAUCCCAAUGGGAUUUCAACCCUUCCCCCCUGACCAACCCCAGAUCUGGGGUUCUCUCCCAAGGAGGGCACACAGACACAGGGGACCAGUGUGGCCCCCGCUCCCCACGACUUUGAUACUAAUCACUAUUUAUAAGUUGUUGGCCAACGAUACCUGCACAUACACAAACUCAGAAAAACGGUUCUCAUAUUUGGUGGUGCAUCAAAAUCAACAUCCCCAAAACAGAACAUCUGGGGCCCCACCCCUGAAAGACUGACUCAGGAAGUUCCUGGCCUGGAAAUAAGCAUCCCACAGGGUUCUGAUGCCGGUGGUCCUUAGUGCUGUCUGUUGGGCAAUGCUGACAGCACAGAUGUCCGGAUGUCUAGAGCAAGGAUUCUGAACCUUUUUAAGUCCUAGACCCUUUGAGCAGCUGAGAAAAGCUGGACACCUCCUUCCUCAGGAAAACGCUCAUGUACGGGCCACGUUCUGCAAACAAUUUAAGCAGUCAACGGAUACCCCCAAGCCCCUCAACAUAUCCAUUCAUGGACAUCCUAAGGUUGGCAUACCCCGGGGCUCAGAACAUCUGUGGAGAUUACAUUUCUCUGAGGAUGGGCACAAGCUUUAUCUUUCCAAUAUUACCUGUGCCAGGCAGUAUAUACCAGUAGGUGCUUAAUAAAUAACACUAAUUACAAGAACCAAAAUUCUUA